Molecule: messenger RNA, 2355 nt
Organism: Talpa occidentalis (Iberian mole)
Lineage: Eukaryota; Metazoa; Chordata; Mammalia; Eulipotyphla; Talpidae
Gene: BOP1
Product: BOP1 ribosomal biogenesis factor
Biological process (GO): maturation of LSU-rRNA from tricistronic rRNA transcript (SSU-rRNA, 5.8S rRNA, LSU-rRNA); ribosome biogenesis
Cellular component (GO): preribosome, large subunit precursor; PeBoW complex
Molecular function (GO): protein binding; ribonucleoprotein complex binding
Source: RefSeq, a predicted model, not a curated record
AUGGCCGCCGCCAUCUUGCGACGGGCACGCUCCCGCCGGCGCCGCCGCCCGCGUCGUCCGGAGCGCGCCCACGCGGCCCGGACGCUGCCGGAAGUGCCGCGCGAGUCGCGGGGCCGGGAAGCAUGGCGGGCGCGCGGGCGCGGCGGCGGCGGGCGCGCGGCCCGGGGAGCGGCCCGGGAGCCGGAGCCGGCGCCUGCGGAGCGCCCUCCCUCCGGCGCCCCUACUCCCCGCCCCGCGGGUGGCAGCGAUUCCGGCCUCUCGGACAGCGAGGAGAGCGUGUUCUCGGGCCUGGAAGAUUCGGGCAGUGACAGCAGCGAGGACGCCAGCGCCGAAGGACAGGAUGGCGCCGGCAGCUCUGAGGGCCACGGCGUCCUGGGGGAGCUCCCGGGACAGCAGGCCCCGAGGACAGAGGUGCCGCGCGCGCAGGACCGGGACGAGUACGCGGAGGACAGCUCCGACGAGGAGGAUGUGCGGAACACGGUGGGCAACGUGCCCCUGGACUGGUACGCGGACUUCCCCCACGUGGGCUACGACCUGGACGGCAGGCGCAUCUACAAGCCCCUGCGCACCCGCGACGAGCUGGACCAGUUUCUGGCCAAGAUGGACGACCCGGACUACUGGCGCACCGUGCAGGACAGGAUGACCGGGCACGACGUGCGGCUGACGGACGAGCAGGUGGCCCUGGUGCACCGGCUGCAGAGGGGCCAGUGGGAUGUGAACUUUGACCCCUAUGAGCCCGCCGUGGACUUCUUCAGCGGGGACCUCAUGAUCCACCCGGUGACCAACCGCCCGGCCGACAAGCGCAGCUUCAUCCCUUCGCUGGUGGAGAAGGAGAAGGUCUCCCGCAUGGUGCACGCCAUCAAGAUGGGCUGGAUCCAGCCGCGCCGGCCCCGCGACUCUGCGCCCCGCUUCUAUGACCUGUGGGCCCAGGAGGACCCCGACGCCGUGCUCGGCCGCCACAAGAUGCACGUGCCGGCCCCCAAGUUGGCGCUGCCCGGCCACGCCGAGUCCUACAACCCGCCCCCCGAGUACCUGCCCAGCGAGGAGGAGCGCCGGGCGUGGAUGCAGCAGGAGCCCUCGGAGCGGCAGCGCAGCUUCCUGCCGCGCCGGUUCGCCAGCCUGCGGGCCGUGCCCGCCUACGGCCGCUUCGUCCACGAGCGCUUCGAGCGCUGCCUCGACCUGUACCUGUGCCCGCGGCAGCGCAAGAUGCGGGUGAACGUGGACCCCGAGGACCUCAUCCCCAAGCUGCCGCGCCCGCGGGACCUGCAGCCCUUCCCCACGUGCCAGGCCCUGGUCUACAGGGGCCACGGCGACCUCGUCCGCUGCAUCAGCGUCUCCCCCGGCGGCCAGUGGCUGGCUUCGGGCUCGGACGACGGCUGCGUGCGGCUCUGGGAGGUGGCCACCGCCCGCUGCAUGAAGACCCUGCCCGUGGGGGGGGUGGUGAGGAGCGUGGCCUGGAACCCGCACCCCGCGGUCUGCCUGGUGGCCGUGGCAGUGGAGGACGCCGUGCUGCUGCUGAACCCGGCCCUGGGGGACCGGCUGGCGUCGGGCAGCACUGACCAGCUGCUGAGCGCCUUCGCCCCGCCCGAGGAGCCUGUGCGGCAGCCGGCCCGCUGGCUGGAGGCGUCGGAGGGGGAGCGGCAGGAGGGCCUGCGGCUGCGCAUCUGCCACGACCAGCCGGUGACUCAGGUGACCUGGCACGGGCGUGGGGACUACAUGGCCGUGGUGCUGGCCACCUCGAGCCACACCCAGGUGCUGAUCCACCAGCUGAGCCGGCGCCGCAGCCAGAGCCCCUUCCGCCGCAGCCACGGGCAGGUGCAGCGCGUGGCCUUCCACCCCACGCGGCCCUUCCUGCUCGUGGCCGCGCAGCGCAGCGUCCGCCUCUACCACCUGCUGCGCCAGGAGCUCACCAAGAAGCUGCUCCCCAACUGCAAGUGGGUGUCCAGCCUGGCCGUGCACCCCGCAGGUGACAACAUCAUCUGCGGCAGCUACGACAGCAAGCUGGUGUGGUUCGACCUAGACCUGUCCACCCGGCCCUACCGGGUGCUGCGGCACCACCGGAAGGCGCUGCGCGCCGUGGCCUUCCACCCCCGCUACCCGCUGUUCGCGUCGGGCUCGGACGACGGCAGCGUCAUCGUCUGCCACGGGACGGUGUACAGCGACCUGCUGCAGAACCCGCUGCUGGUGCCCGUGAAGGUGCUCAAGGGGCACGCGCUGAGCCGGGACCUGGGCGUGCUGGACGUGGCCUUCCACCCCAGCCAGCCCUGGGUCUUCUCCGCCGGCGCGGACGGCACCGUCCGCCUCUUCACCUAGCCGCCCCCACGGCGGGCCCGCCCGCCCCAAUACAGGCCUCCC